Molecule: messenger RNA, 4099 nt
Organism: Linum trigynum
Lineage: Eukaryota; Viridiplantae; Streptophyta; Magnoliopsida; Malpighiales; Linaceae
Source: the annotation of a GenBank genome assembly
CCCGAGCCCAAAGCAGAGAUCGAGCUUGGUAAUCGAUUCCAGGCACUGCUCUGUCGGGAUCCAGCAAACCACUGAACCGUCGACUGAGUGCUUCCCUCAAAGUCUCAACCUUGAUGCCCUGAGUGCCGCCGCAGGCUACACAGUUAUUUGUGUUUCAGUGUUGGGUUCCGGAUUCGAUUUCAAGUUCGCAUCUUUCAUUCUGGGUUCAGCAUUUAUUCUGGGUUCGCAGGCGAGACAGACAUUUUGGCUGAUAGAGCUUUCUAUGGUGUUGAGCUGGUAGUAUCUAUUGAUGGCUGUCACUGUCAGGGUGUCUCAUUGCCAGUUCUUUCAAUUCAACCCAGUUCAGCAGCUCGGCAUGGCUAGGAUCAUCCAUCCAAACUGCUCUCUGUUUCAUUUGCGAAGAAAAACCGGUAUGACUGAAUUCCCUUAUUCUUCUGCUGCUACUCUCUCGUCUUACUUCGCCUCCAAUUCAACUACUCCUAUUACCUCCAAUUCUGUAACUUUCGCAAGCGUAGAUGAUGCCCUGGAAUCAUUUAAUAGGAUGCUCCACAUGAACCCCAGACCCUCGGUUGUGAAAUUUGGUCAGUUGGUAAAUUCUCUUAUGAGAAUGAACGCCUUCCAGGCUGCCUUCUAUGCGUCUAAACAAAUGGAAUUAGCUGGAGUCCCACACGAUAGUUACACACUUAGCAUGAUGCUUCGUUGCUUCUGCAAAUUGGGUCGUGUGGAUUUUGGCUACUCAGUUUUGAGCAAAGCUCUGAAACUCGGCUUUCAAUUCAAUGAUGUGAUGCUCGGUACACUGAUUGACGGGCUAUGUAAAGUUGGGGAAGUAAUCAAGGCUGCAAGGUUGGUUCAUAAGUUUAGGAUUUUGGGGUAUCAACCGAAUGUGCACUGUUAUAACAUAAUUAUAGAUGGAUUGUGUAAGGUAGGGAAAACGAGUGCUGGACUUGAAUUGCUCAAAAACAUGAAGGAGUUCGGUUGUCAACCUGAUGUGGUUAGUUAUAACACAGUCAUUAGUAGCCUUUGUAACGAUGGAAUGAUAUCGAAAGCUUUAGAUGUGUUUUCAGAGAUGAAGGAUAACAAGAUUCAACCAAAUGUGGUUUCUUACAAUAGUUUGAUUGCUGGUUUAUGCAUGUCAAGCACAAUCAAUGAAGCUAUGAAGUUGUUUGAUAAAAUGGUAGGCAAGAAUAUCAUGCCUAGUACAGUCACCUAUAACAUAUUGGUUGAUGCUUUCUGUAAGAUAGGAAAUGUUUUGGGAGCUAAAGUUAUACUCAAAAUGAUGAUUCAAAGAGGAUUGCUUCCGGAUAUCAUCACUUACAAUUCAUUGAUUGAUGGGUAUUGUUUGCGCAAUGAAUUAGACAAAGCUAGAAAGCUAUUUGAUUUCAUUGCCAACAGGGGGUGCAAACCUGACGUUUACAGUUACAGUAUCAUGAUUCAUGGAUAUUGUAAUACUAAAAGGAUGGGUGAAGCAGAACAGUUACUGAAUAGUAUGAUUGAGAAGGAUUUGAUUCCGAAUACGAUCACGUAUACUACUAUGAUAAAUGGAUUUUGUCAAGCGGGGAGGCUUAAAGACGCACAACAAAUUCUCAAGAAAAUGAGUGGUCCGGGUUGCUUACCAAAUAUUGUGACAUUCAGAAGUUUGCUUGACGAAUUGUGUCGACGAGGUAGAAUUGACGAGGCAUUAGAUUUGUUUCAAGCAACAGAAACUAGGUUGAAGUCUGAUGUUGCGGGGUACAAUAUACUUAUGGACAGGUUGUGGAAAGCAGGCAGGGAAAAGGAAGCAAGGGAAAUAUUUUCCAGGCUCUCUAGAGACAAUUGUUUGCAACCUAAUAUCCGCACAUAUACCAUCGCAAUCAAUGGACUUUGCCAUCAUGGUUUUGUGGAUGAAGCAUAUGAUUUGUUCAGGAAAAUGGAGGCAAAUAGUUGUCUACCAGAUAGUAGCUCUUAUAACGUGAUCAUUCAUGGAUUUCUUCACCGCAAGGAUCCACUUGAGGCCAUCGAUCUUAUUCAUGAGAUGGUUUCGAAAGGUUUCUCAGCCGAUGUAACCACUAUGUCUUUGCUGAUAGAAUUGUUGCCCAAGAAUCAGUUGGAUCAUCCAAUUGUCCAGAAGCUAUUGAAUGGUCCUAAUAUCAAGAGUCACGAAAUAGUGUCUAGUGAUCUAUCAGCUGCUGCAACCCAAGGAACCUGCUGAAAUUCUCAUCCAAAGGCCAGUUGCAUGAUCCUGUAGUUUAUCAAGACCUCUUUGUGUGUCAUGGUCCUUGCCAUCCCACUUACAUAUAUGUGUUUCCACGCUUCCUGACAUUAUCAGAAAGAACUUGAUUCAAGUGUUCUGCAUAUUGUUGGCUCUCUCCGUUUGCUGUGUAAAUAAGUUCCCUGUAAGUUUCUGUCUGUAAUUAGCAUGAGAAUAGAUGAUGAUCCAUGUCUGAUGCAUUAGUCAUGUGUGUCCCUUGUUUAUUUGUGAUUAUUGUGUAGAGACUUAAUUUAGCUCCGCUUGUUUAGUAACAUAACUACAUAUUUGCCCCAGAUCCCUUGAAUGGAACUCCAUGGUUCUGCUGUUGUCAAGAAGAAGCAUUGCUUUUGGUUACCCAUUUUGUACUUCAGCCCUCUCAAUGGGAUAGUGAUCAGCCUUCCAUCCCUCUGGAAAGACAAGCUUGUGUUAGAAAGAAGGUAUGACCUUGACCACAGUUCAAUUACUGAUCUAGUCUUAGUCUUCUCUUCUGCUAUAGAUUGGAAUUUUUGUGCCAGUAGUAUGCAUAUAUGUCAGACGAGGCGGAUUUUUGUCCAUAAUGCAUCUAGAAACGAAUCCAAAUGAGCUCUUUGUAAAGAAUGAAAAAAUUUAUAUAAGCUGAGAAGUACAAUAUGCAUUGCGCAUAGUUAUUCUCCAAUCUGAGAUAACCUGUCAUACAACUCAACACCUUUAUAUGCAGAGAGGCUGGCUUGCUGUCGUCUCCCUGUCGUCGGGAGACGACAAACAGUGAUAUUGUCCAUCUUCUCCUCCACCGAAAGGCAACCCAUGAUUCAAGCACCCAGCUGUUGAAUCCGCUGUCUCCGACGAUGGCGAACCUCAAUCACCGGAGAGCACAUAACGUCACGAAUCCAUUGCUGUCAAAUUGAAGGAAAACCCAGAUUGUCAACAUCCUAAACAGACAAUCUCUUAGUUGACCUUAUCAAAUGUCUUCUCAAUGUCCAAUUUGAACAUAAGACCUCGCCUUUCACUCCUCCUACUAUCCAUCAACUUAUUAGCAAUCAGGACGGCCUCCGAUAUUCGACUGCCUUGAACCGAGGCUUGUUGAUUAAUGGAGAUCACCAAUAUAGGUAGAACCAGCUUGAGUCUUUGUAUUAGGACUUUGCUCAAAAGCUUAUUGAAACUCCCCUUGAGGUUGAUACGACGUAAAAUCGGAUGGUCUGACCAGUCAAACCGGUUUUUAAGAUGGGAUUGAUAAUUUUGUAAUAUAUUUAUUUAUAUAACACAUGAAUGUAGAUUAAUUAGAAUGUUUUGAAAGAUGUCAAAUAUAUACCCAAUUUAUUUGGUAUGAAACAUUUUAUCACAUUAGAUUAGUAGAAUCAACUUGAAUUUAUUGAAUUUGAUCCGACCAUUAAACUUCAAACCACUUGUCAAACAGGUUUGAUGGCGUAACUCGGUUUGACAUCCUUGAUCCAGGGCCCUUUUUUAACUCAAAUUUGUAGUUACCACGGACGGAUCUCUCGGAAUUAGGUUCCGCCAAUUUGAAUGACGAGGUAAAGUCCAUAAGCUCGCAACUCAUCAUCAACUCAUCCCUCCCCUCUCAUUUACUCGAUCAGUACGAGAUUUCCCCUCGUUGAAGUUCCUACAAUUUAAAACCGACUUGAACUUAUUGAACUCAAUCCGACCAUUAAACCUCAAUCCGUGAGAAAUGGAACAAUUCAAGUCAGUCCUACCUACUACUUCUUGUUCACAACCCCUCGGCUCUUCCUCCGGCCACUCCGGCCAAAAUUAGUCUAAUUAGGUUAUACAAGUUUGGAUACGAUGAGAUGAUGAUGACGACGACGGAAUUUGUGAAAGUUUGGAUUCGUAAAGAUAAACAGCCACGAACAACACGUUUAAUCAACGGGUUACGAGAAU